UUGGACUUUUUUCCUUCUAGAGACUUAGUAGUUUUACCAGCUAGGACGGGUGAAUCUGAAGGAAUUCUCCUCUGGGCUUGCAUUAUGGAAAAUAGCUCUCAGUCCAGCAGUCAACAGGCUCUAUGGAAAGAUGUGGAGGUCGGAAAAGAGAAGAAGACCAGGUACCGGAGUUACCAGCGAGGAGCCCUGAUUCUAGGGGUGAUCUUCUUGAUGUUAACGCUGGGCAUCUUCAGCCUCAGACACUUCUGGAGCCCACGUCUGGCGAGGGUGUACGACCAACAUUACAAAGCCAUGCUGGACGGUAUGGAGACAGACAGUAUCAUGGAGAUUGACCCCGCCCACCGCAUUGAGAUCUUCAGGAUGGGGAACGGCAGUGAUGAGGUGCUCGAGGUCCACGACUUCAAACAUGGAAUCACAGGGAUCUGGUUCGCCAAACACCAGCGGUGUUACAUCAAGACCCAGACCACAGAGCUUCCCAAAGUGACAGAGGUGGUGACAGUGGACACAGAGCUACUGGUGGGUGAGACAGAGGGCAUAGACAUGCAGGUGAUGGAGGACUCCCAGGUGUGGGUGCCUGCCGAGGAGCCCAUCGCUAACCCAGCCUUCCUCCUCAACUCCAAGAUCUGGGAGAUAUGCCAGGAGCUGCCCAUCCACUGGAUCCAUCCCUCCCCCAUGAGAGAUGCUGAGUUCCACGAGGUGGAGGAUGAGGAGGACAUACCUGAUGCUGAGGUCAGAGGUAACCGCGUCGCUCGUGACGUCCUGGACCAGGUUCCUGUCAACGACUACAGAGACAUUGGAGUUGAGCUGGAUAACCGUCUGGAUGACCAUGGCUACUGCUGCCAGCACUGUCGUCGUGGUUACCGCUACUGCCAGCGCUACUACGAGCCUCUGGGAGGGUUCAACCCCUACCCCUACUACUACCAAGGAGGACGUGUCAUCUGUCAGAUCAUCAUGCCCUGCAACUGGUGGAUAGCCCGUAUGCUCGGGAGGAUCUGAUUGGAUAGUGGAACUGGAUUCAACUAUGUUUCAGCACAAAUGACAGGUGCAUUCAUUUAAGGCUGGAUUUACACUGCUGUAGGCUUAGUGUCUCAGCAACCGCAAAGAGACUUUAGUGCAUGCCAGAAUUUGUAUUAACUCUAAGCAAGGAUAAGUGACAUUUUGCUUUUGUGAACACUUGGUAGAGUGUAAACCCAGCCUAGGCCCACCCGGGGCAAGAGCAUUUAACCCUUUCUAGACUAAAAAUAAUAUAUGUCCUAUUUUUUGUGAAUGAUCUGUUUUGACUAUUGUUUACUACAAUUAGCAUGUUUAACUUGAAAUAUACACUGCUCAAAAAAAUAAAGGGAACACUUAAACAACACAAUGUAACUCCAAGUCAAUCACACUUCUGGGAAAUCAAACUGUCCACUUAGGAAGCAACACUGAUUGACAAUAAAUUGCACAUGCUGUUGUGCAAAUGGAAUAGACAAAAAGAGGAAAUUGCACAAAGGCGGAGGUAGCGGUCCUGCUGCUGGGUUGUUGCCCUCCUACGGCCUCCUCCACGUCUCCUGAUGUACUGGCCUGUCUCCUGGUAGCGCCUGCAUGCUCUGGACACUACGCUGACAGACACAGCAAACCUUUUUGCCACAGUUCGCAUUGAUGUGCCAUCCUGGAUGAACUGCACUACCUGAGCCACUUGUGUGGCUUGUAGACUCCGUCUCAUGCUACCACUAGAGUGAAAGCACCGCCAGCAUUCAAAAGUGACCAAAACAUCAGCCAGGAAGCAUUGGAACUGAGAAGUGGUCUGUGGUCACCACCUGCAAAAUCACUCCUGUUUUGGGGGGUGUCUUGCUAAUUGCCUAUAAUUUCCACCUUUUGUCUAUUCCAUUUGCACAACAGCAUGUGAAAUUUAUUGUCAAUCAGUGUUGCUUCCUAAGUGGACAGUUUGAUUUCCCAGAAGUGUGAUUGACUUGGAGUUACAUUGUGUUGUUUAAGUGUUCCCUUUAUUUUUUUGAGCAGUGUAUAUGUAUUGAUGAGGAGGUAUAUAAAUACAUAGCAAAAAACUAUCAGAAUGAGUCGACUAAUUAUAAUAAAGCAGCGGCUAUAGAUAUGCUUAAUUCAUCUAAUUCAACUUGCCAUUCUUUAUUUGAUGUAAAGUCAUUAUUGUUAUUUUAAGCAGCAUUGUUUUAACUGUAAUGGCUGUAAAUUACAUAAUUAUGCCACAGCUCAAUUACCAUUAUGUAAUGUAAUCUGCAAAUGUUUCUCCGUUGCUCAAUAGCUCACAGUAAUCAUGCUCUAAACAGUGAUUCUACCGGCAUAGAUAGGCCUACAACCAUACGAGAUACUGUAUGAUGGCUUGACAUGCUUAAGUUAUUAUCAAUUACAUGCAAUUAAAAUGUAUUUUGAAACUAAAAUACAUCUAAUGCUACUCAUAUCAAGAUAAAGAACUGACUUCUUGUGAGUCUUAAUUUGCAUUCAAAGUUACUACGGCAUCCAUAUUAGGACGUUUUGUCUGAUAACUCAUAUAAUGGUUUCACCUGACAACUGAGGAACUUCCUAAUAUGGAUCCCAUAUUCAAGUUUCUACUGGCUGAAAUUCCAACAUUGGUGGAAAAAAGUCCAAUAUCAUACAUUCAAAUGGUCCAAUGCUGCAGUUCACACAUCUAUUAACCUUUGAGGGUCAAUCUAUGACAUGUCCUGACUCCAAAAUGUAUUGAUUAAGUCAUAUGCCACUUUGCUUCAAAAGUCAUUAUACAUCUUUUGUACUCCCUGACGAAGGCCAUGCAGCCGGAACGCGUCGGUUUUUAAAAACUUUGUUUCUAUUGAACAUGCCAUACUAAUAAAGGCAUUUUAAUUAAUUA
Messenger RNA from Salvelinus fontinalis (brook trout), 2836 nucleotides. RefSeq names its product tenomodulin (gene tnmd). Gene Ontology annotation, biological process: negative regulation of angiogenesis; negative regulation of endothelial cell proliferation. The transcript has 7 exons. NCBI's taxonomy places the organism in Eukaryota, Metazoa, Chordata, Actinopteri, Salmoniformes, Salmonidae. The coding region runs from base 85 to 996 and encodes 303 amino acids. The record is from RefSeq and is a predicted model, not a curated record.